Messenger RNA from Serpula lacrymans var. lacrymans S7.9, 2108 nucleotides. RefSeq lists its product as uncharacterized. Lineage: Eukaryota; Fungi; Basidiomycota; Agaricomycetes; Boletales; Serpulaceae. Gene Ontology annotation, biological process: mRNA splicing, via spliceosome. Gene Ontology annotation, molecular function: RNA binding; ATP binding; RNA helicase activity. Gene Ontology annotation, cellular component: spliceosomal complex. The record is from RefSeq and is a predicted model, not a curated record. The coding region runs from base 1 to 1857 and encodes 618 amino acids. The transcript has 10 exons.
AUGGAUCCUGCACCUAAACGUCGUCGCAUACAACGUUCUGCAUCUCCGACUUACAAACUUGACGACGAAGAUGAUUCUUAUGAACCAUAUGUUCCAGUAGCUCAGAGACGUCUGGCAAGACUGGAAAAACUAGCAGCGUUUGGGGCUAAUUCGGAGAAGGAAAAUGCCAGGAAACAGCUGGAGGAAAUAUCAGAGCGUGAGGAUGCUGAAAAGGAGGAGGAGCGCGAGAGGGAACGGGCAAGAAAGGAGAGAACACUGUUAAUGGAAGCUCAAGAUGUGCAUUCUAGGAAGGCUGCAGAAGAUGCGAAAAAGACAGACGUAGAAAAAGUGGAGGAGGCGGAUGCUGAAAUUCUCGCUGCAAUUGCUAGUCGUAGAAAGUUGGCAUCUGACCUGGAACUCGCUAAAGGCAUUCAAUAUGCAGAAUCUCUCAAGACUUCCUGGAGGCCGCCAAAAUAUAUACUGGACCGAUCAGACGAACAGCAUCGCAAAUUACGCGAGAAGUAUCACAUUAUUGUGGACGGUGAAGACAUCCCCCCACCUAUCGAACAUUUUGUCGAUAUGAAAAUACCAGACCCAAUGCUUCGUUUUCUCAAAUCAAAUAAAAUUGUGACACCUACACCUAUUCAAUUACAAGGCAUCCCUACCGCUUUCUCGGGUCGUGAUAUGAUUGGAAUAGCCUUCACUGGCUCAGGAAAAACCCUAGCGUUCUGUCUUCCCCUUAUCAUGUUAGCUCUCGAAGAGGAAACCAAGCUUAGCUUUGUCCGUGGAGAGGGUCCUGUGGGCGUUAUUUUAUGCCCUUCUCGCGAACUGGCGACGCAAACGUAUGAGAACAUGCUGACUUGGACUGCGGCCAUCGCCAAAGAGGGGAAGUAUCCUCGUCUCAAUACUCUACUAUGUAUAGGAGGGAUAUCGAUGGGCGAACAGAGCCAUGUAUUGAACAAAGGUCUUCAUGUCGUUGUAGCAACUCCAGGACGACUCAUCGAUAUGCUGGAGAAAAAGCGGUUUACCUUUAAUAACUGUAAAUAUCUGUGCAUGGACGAAGCCGAUCGGAUGAUUGAUCUUGGGUUUGAAGACGACGUGCGUAAUAUCAUGAGUUUCUUUAAACGUCAGCGCCAGACUCUCCUAUUCUCAGCUACGAUGCCCCGGAAAAUUCAAGAUUUUGCGCAGCAAUCUCUAAUCAAACCAAUCCUAGUCAACGUUGGACGAGCAGGCGCUGCCAAUCUUGAUGUACUACAGGUUGUAGAGUACGUGAAACAAGAAGCCAAAAUGGUUUACCUAUUAGAAUGCUUGCAAAAAACCGCCCCUCCUGUAAUUAUCUUCAGCGAGAACAAGAAUGAGGUAGAUGAUAUCCAAGAAUACCUGCUAUUAAAGGGCAUAGAGGCAGUGGCUAUCCAUGGUUCAAAAACUCAGGAAGAACGUCAAUAUGCCAUCAAGUCUUUCAAGUCUGGCGCUAAAGAUGUAAUGGUAGCGUCCGGCGUUGCGUCAAAGGGCCUUGAUUUCAACGACAUCCAGCACGUUAUCAUCUUUUCCAUGCCAAAAGAAAUCGAGGAUUAUGUUCAUCAGAUUGGUCGUACGGGCCGCAGCGGUAAAACUGGGAUAGCCACUACUUUUGUGAAUAUGAAUACUCCCGAACAAACUCUUCUGGAUUUGAAGUAUCUCUUGAUGGAGGCUGGUCAGAAAGUUCCUAUGUUCCUACAGAGUAUCGACGAUCCCCGUGCUGCUCAGGGAGGGUCCUUGAAAGGCUGCCCUGUUUGUGGAGGUCUCGGUCACGGUAUUUCUAACUGUCCAAAGUUAGAAGAUGCACAACGUCGACAGAUGGCGUCACAUAGAGCUGCUGAUGACGGAGGAGGUUACUGAGCCAUACUAUGCGUGUGUCUUGGGGAAUAGGCGUUUAUGUUCACGUCUGCAGCAGCUUUAAUAUAAGGAGACACGAUUUCGGUGGUGCUUUGCUGUAUUAUAUAUAUUUUCUAGGGAAAUAUCUACAGAGCCUGUGUUCAUGACUUCACGAGUUUAUAACCUUCGAUUCGUGUAGCAGUAGAAACUUGGUAUUUAUGUACAUGUUCACGAACUUAUAUGAGGCUAGGAUAAUAAAGAUGUAUAAAGUGGGU